Messenger RNA from Lymnaea stagnalis (great pond snail), 2654 nucleotides. Lineage: Eukaryota; Metazoa; Mollusca; Gastropoda; Lymnaeidae. The record is from the annotation of a GenBank genome assembly.
CCAGGAGGCGAGCUGCGUGACGUUCAUGACCAACAGAGUGAGCCGGACGUGCCGGCUGUACGGGGCGAGGAUCACGCGCUACAACGCUCUGGUGACGUCGGUGGGUUACAGGUCAUACGACACGUGCAGAGGUCAGUUCAGUGGGUUGCAGGUCAUACGUCACGUGCGGAGGUCAGUUCAGUGGGUUAAAGGUCAUACGAUACGUGCAGAGGUCAGUUCGGUAGGUUACGGGUCAUAUGACACGUGCAGAGGUCAGUUCGGUGGGUUACAGGUCAUACGGCACGUGCAGAGGUCAGUUCAGUGGGUUAAAGGUCAUACGGCACAUGGAGAGGUCAGUUCGGUGGGUUAAAGGUUUUAAAAGACAUUUAGAGGUCAGUUAACUGGGCUAUGGGUAGGUCCUACGACACGUGCAGGGGUCAGUUAACUGGGCUAUAGGUAGGUCCUACGACACAUGCAGAGGUCAGUUCUGUGGGUAACAUGUCAUAAGACAUAUGUAGAGGUCAGGUCAGUGGGUUUCAGGUCAUAAGACAGUGGGUUCUAUCUUAUAUUAUUUGUAGGGUUGUGCUUUAUGACCCAUCAAGAUGAAGGCAGUCGUUUUUAAGUUUAAGCUAGGGGUCAAUUUGAUGGAUGGUAAUGGUCAAUUGCUUAAAAUAUACAUUACUUAAAUGACACCAUUCAAAAAAUUGUCUAGAAUUGUGUUUGUAUCGAGCUUUUCUCAAAACAGGAUGGUCCAGUAAAUAUCUCUUUCUCUAUCUAUAUCUGUAUCUAUAUCUAUAUCUUUACCCCCCCCUCUCUCUCUCUCUCUCUCUCUCUCUCUCUCUCCCUCCAUCCCUCCAUCCAUCCAUCCAUCCAUCCAUCCAUCCAUCCAUCCAUCCAUCAAUCCAUCCAUCCAUCCAUCCAUCCAUCCAUCCAUCCAUCCAUCCAUCCAUCCAUCCAUCCAUCCAUCCAUCCAUCCAUUUAUAAAUUUAUUUAUUUAUUUAUUUAAAAGAGAUACAUGUAAAUAAUUUUCAUUUUUUAAACUUUAAAGCCAGUUGAUCGACAAGAAGUUACAUUCAAUUAUUAAGAUAAAAUAUUAGAAAUUAAUUUAUUUUGUGUUUGUGCAACAGCCACCAACGCCUUUGGCACGAUCUGCAGCCAGAACUCCAACUGUGUCCUGGCCAACACCGUGUGCAUAGAUCUGACUUGCCAGUGUGACGCUGGCUGGUGCUAUUCACCCAACUCUCUGAGCUGCGUUCGGGGUGAGGAGGUUAGACUAACAGUAACCAUAUCAGCUUUAUGUUUACAGUAACCAUAUCAGCCUUGGGUUAAAGUAACCACAUCAGCUUUGUGUUACAGUAACCAUAUAUAUCAGCUUUUUGUUACAGUAGCCAUAUCAGCUUUGUGUUACAGUAACCCUAUCAGUUUUGUGUCAACAGCAACAAUAUUUUUGUCGGAAUACAAUUUUGUUAUGAAAAAAAAAAUAUUCCUAGAAAAUGAUUAGUUUUCCCGUUUAAUUUUGUUAUUCUUCAAUGCUGUUGCAAAAAUUUAAGACUUAAAUGAUAUAAAAAAAUUUAAAAAAAAAGAAAACAACAUGGCUUUGUAAAUGAAAAGGAAAGUAAACCAGAGGAGACAUUCCCGUAACACUAGGCAUUGGUGAAAUUCUACUAGGCACGAAGCUCCACAUCAGCUUGGACAAACAAAGGAUUUGGCCCAAAAACUGCCUUUUAAAAAAAAAAAAUUAAUAAAGCGUAGCUGACUCUAUGGAAAUUUCAUCACUAGACGAUUUAGCAUUCAUUUCAACCACGGACGCCAUCACAUCAACCAAUGACACCAUCACAUCAACCAUUGACACCAUUACAUCAACCAAUGACACCAUUACAUCAACCAAUGACGCCAUCACAUCAACCAUUGACGCCAUCACAUCAACCAUUGACACCAUCACAUCAACUAUUGACGCCGUCACAUCAACCAAUGACAACAUCACAUCAACCAAUGACAACAUGACAUCAAACAUUGACACCAUCACAUCAACCAUGGACGCCAUCACAUCAACCACUGACACCAUCACAUCAACCAAUGAUACCAUCACACCAACCACUGACACCAUCACAUCAGCCACGGACGCCAUCAGAUCAACCAUUUGACACCAUCCCAUCAACCACUGCUACCAUCACAUCAUAUCCACCAUUGUCAAAAAUCAUAUCAACCCAUGUAUCAACCGUAGAGCCGAUCCCAUUGAUCUAUAAAUCAAGCCUGGCAUUCCGUUAUUCCAGCGUGUGUCCAGUACGGGGACAUGUUCACCAAGUUCGUCCACUCCUACAUCUCCGGCAACAACCUGAUCGCCCUGUCCGCCGCCCAGUACCUGACCCCCACCGGCUGCGGGUCGGCGUGCGUCAACACGACGUCCUUCGUCUGCCUGUCCUUCGAGCUGGACUACACGUUCAACAAGUGCUACCUGCAGUCCGUCACCCCAUUCUUGGUCAGCCUGCUGGACUUCCUGAGACUGCUGACGUCGGACACAGACUACUACCAGAGACACUGCAAGUAUCUACCAGGAGCCUGAUCCCCACCGAGUUCCGACGAAAGUACUGGUGGAGUGCAUUGAUGACGUGGCUAGAGAGCUGCGCUGUAGCACCCGUGGGUAUAGUGUGAUCUUUUUAAAACAAAUAAUAAAG